AUGCUUGAUGAAUUAGAAUUAUUGAUUGGAAAAAAAUUAGCAAAUUUAAAUUCUCUCAAUCCAAUUGAUAAGAAUUCGCAAAAUGUUGUCUAAAUACCACUCAAAUAAAAUAACAAUAAUGUUAAUCUCAUUUUUCAAAUUGAUAAGCCUAAAGAAAUUACAAAUCAAAUUAAAGACUUAUGUUCAUUUAGACCUAUGCUUCAAGAAAAUCACUUAAAAUUGCUCAAAAAUUAGGAGAUGCCAAAGAAAGAUUAACUAAACCUAGAUCAAUCACACCUGAAAUUAAAGAAUAAUCUUAAUCAUAAACUAGAAAAAGAACUAUUUCAGGUCUUGCUCCUAGAUGGGAAUAAUUAUAUACAUUAGAUUAAUUUUAUAAAUCUAAAAAGCAAUAAUUGAAACUUCAAUUAAAAUUAGAAAGAUCAAAAGAAAAUGAAACUACAUUUUAACCAGAUAUUUCCAAAAGUUAAACUAAAUAUUGUGAUUUUACUAUGCCAUUUCAAUAAAGAAAUACAUAUUGGGAAACUAAAAAAUAAGAAUAACUUAUUUAAUAUUAAAAAGAUGUUUAAAAUGAAAGUUAAUCAUUAUGUACUUUUAAACCAUAAGUAAAUAAAAAUAUUGCACAAAAUAGCGUUAAAGUAUCAGAGUUCAAUAAAAAAGGACUUAUAACAUAUUUUGAAAGAAUUUAAUAAGCAAAUAAGAUAAAGAGCAACCAAAAAAACCUUCAAAAUGGAAACCUGGAGUUAUAGAUAAAUAUGAUUUCAAUAAAAAUUACCAUAUCAAAUAUAUAAUAAUUUUAUUUCAUAUCAUUUUUAUUUAUUUUAUACUAUAAAUUUUAACAUAAUGUUUUUCUCUCUAUUCCAAAAUAUACUUAUGUAUAAAUAUUGAAUUUUAUUUAUAAAAAUUUGGCUGUUAUCGUUCUAAUGCAAUAAUUUCAAGUAUAAAAGACAAAACAAACGAGUGCAGGCAUUCCUAAUGAAUAAUAUGAAUUUUUAUUGAGUUCUCCUUUUCACAAUGUAGAAAACAAGGGUUUAAUUUCAAAUACUUCAAGAUAAUUAGAAAGUAAUAAAAUAUCAGAAACAUCUAUAAAAUAUCUCACAUAAACUCCAAGAGGUUCUGAAUAUAAUAUUUAGUUCAAAGUUGGUGGAGUUAAGGAAAUUUAAUAAUAGAAUCAAACUAAUUCAAUUAAUUCUUAAGUAAUGCUAAUUACUCCUUUAAGUCCAUAAUCACAUCGUGAAAAUGUAUAUAUAUUUUAGUCUCCUUAAAGUAGUAGAAUAAUACAUCAAUAGUUUUCCUCUCCUUAAUAAUAAUAAUUGUAAUUUUUAUCUCCUAAUAGAGAAUAAAAUUAAAUUAACUAAUUUUAUUCUCAAAAUCAACCACAUUUUUCCAGAUCUCUUUCCUUUGUUUAAUUUAACUUAUAGAAUUCAUAAAAAAUAAUUAAUUUUACUAACACUACUUCUCUUUAAGAAGAAUUGAAAUCAUUAAAAAUAUUAAAUACAAAUAUUACAUAAGAAAUAUAAAAAUUGGAAUCUGAAGCAUUUAGAGGAUAGUCAGCUCAAUUUAUUAAAGAAUUAGAAGACAAGAUAAAACUAUUAUCUUAAAUGAAUAAGAAGUUAUAAAUUGAUAAUACUCAAUUAAUAAAUGUUCCUGAUAAGUAAGUUCUGAGAGAAUUGAUUUUGAAGUAUUAAAAUGAUAGGAAAAUGGCUUAUAAUUAAUUAAGUUUAGUGAAGACCAAUAUUCAGAACUAUAAAUUAAAGUCUGAAGAACUUAAUUAAAAACUUCAAAAUAAUGAUACUAAAAAUAUAAAUAAUUUAAUUUAGGAAUUAGAGAAUACAGUGUAAACUCUGAUAAUAGAAAAUGAUAGAAUAAAUGUAUAAUUAAAAAAUGGAGAAAAAAUAAUGAGUACGGUUUUAAAAUAGAAAAAUGAAAAUGAAUAAUUAAAGUAGAAAUUAUAAAGGUUUAAAAGAGAUGAAGAAAAUGUAAAAAAGAAAUGUUCAAAAGCAGAAAAGAAGACUAAUCAUUAAGUAGAAUGCUUUUAAAAAUUAUAAUUAUUGUAGGAUGAAAAUAAGAGUUUAAAGUAAAUGAUUAAGGAUUCUGAAUUGAAAGAGGAAGAUUUAAAUAGUUUAUUACAGAAAGUAUAAUUUCAAAAUAAUUUAGAUUUCGGUCAUUCGUAAAGAUAAUCAUAGGAUGAUGAAGUAAUUGAAUUGUAAAUUAUGA
This is a messenger RNA of Paramecium sonneborni, 2214 nucleotides long. The record is from the annotation of a GenBank genome assembly. Lineage: Eukaryota; Ciliophora; Oligohymenophorea; Peniculida; Parameciidae.